AAAUCCUGUAGACCGAUAAACAGGGUAUAACUCCUCCGAUAGCAUUACAAUACAAUGAACGAAAUCAAAAAUCAAAAUAAGAAAAAUAAAAAAUACAAUCGCCUCGUUGAAUUCAAGACCCUUCGAUAAUUAUAUCACACUCCCAAUAGGAAAAGGAGAGGAAAAAGAGAGUCUUCUCUCUCCCCCUCCAACCUAACGUUUCUUGCUCUAUCUCUCUCUCUCUCUCUGAAUUCUCAAACCAAAACUCGAACGAAAAAAAAACAAUGGAGAUUUUGGACAGGGUGGGUGCGUGUUUCACCGUAGAUGAGGACGACCUUUUGAACUUCAACCUCGAAGGUGAAGGCGAAGAAAAGGACCUCACCAUUUUCAAAGGCGCCUCCGCCUCUUCUUCCUCCUUGGAAACUCCGAACCCGGCGGCAGCGGCGGCGGCGGCUUUUGGCCGUGGGGCGCUGAGCGGACCAUAUCAUGAAUUCGUGGAGGAGGAGGAGUUGGAAUGGCUAUCGAACAAGGACGCCUUCCCCUCGGUGGAGACGUGCUUCGGCAUUUUGGCCGACAAUCCGGAGCUCGUGAUGAACCACCAGAGCCCCGUAUCCGUGCUUGAGAACAGCAGCAGCAGUAGUCACAGCAACAGCAACAGCAAUGGCGGCUCCAUCGCCAGCUGCUGCAACAGCCUCAAGGUUCCCACGAACUACCCGGUUCGUGCCCGGAGCAAGAGGAGAAGAAGACGAGGUGGAUAUGGUGAUCUGCCAAGCCAGCAAUCCUUGUGGUUGAAUCCCGUUAGCGUCAAGAGCAAGAAGGAAGUAUCCUUCACGUUGCCACCGUUGCCAACCAUCACGAGUAGCGGCGCUGGUAUGGGAAGGAGGUGCUUGCAUUGCCAUGCUGAGAAGACACCUCAGUGGCGGGCUGGCCCCAUGGGCCCCAAAACCCUCUGCAACGCUUGUGGGGUGCGUUACAAGUCAGGCCGCCUGCUGCCUGAGUACCGCCCAGCGAGUAGCCCGACUUUCUCCAGUGUGCUGCACUCAAAUUCUCAUCGGAAGGUGGUUGAGAUGAGAAAGCAGAAGCAGGGGCCGGAGGGAGAAGGGAUGCCAGUCAAUGUGUCUUGUGGAUAUAGGCUAGGAUAGUGGUCACUAGUUUUCCCUACAGCGUUGCAGCAUUUGGGCUUCUUCUUUUUUCCGACUUAUUUUUGUUGAUUUAUUUAGAGUAGUUAGAUUAGGGUUAGCAUCUCGUUUUUUGGUUUCUAUGAAAUUUGUUUAGGUCUUGUUGUAAUGGACUAGAUGGUUAGUGAAGCCAUAUUGGUUUUUUUUUUCUUUUUAUGAAUAUUCUUUAGGCAGUUUUGAUAUUUUUGGAUGAAGAUAGCCAAAAUCUUGGAAAA
Messenger RNA from Salvia miltiorrhiza (redroot sage), 1372 nucleotides. RefSeq names its product GATA transcription factor 1-like. Gene Ontology annotation, molecular function: sequence-specific DNA binding; zinc ion binding. The record is from RefSeq and is a predicted model, not a curated record. Gene Ontology annotation, biological process: regulation of DNA-templated transcription. The transcript is spliced from 2 exons. NCBI's taxonomy places the organism in Eukaryota, Viridiplantae, Streptophyta, Magnoliopsida, Lamiales, Lamiaceae. Bases 264 to 1121 code for a protein of 285 amino acids.